AGAACCACAAUCGAUCAUUUAAUGCAAACAAGUUCAAAUUGUUGUUAACAAAGACUUCGCAACAUGGUUGAUGCAGUGAUCGCCAAGAGUCCGUUUAAGAUCCACACAAUGGAGAUGAACGUUGGUGGAGAUCCUCUGCGGAUUGUUGUCUCUGGUUAUCCUGAAAUGAAGGGUGACACCCUCCUGGAGAGGUAUCGCUUCACUCGGGAUCACUUGGAUCACAUCCGAAGGGCCAUCAUCCUUGAGCCAAGGGGUCACUACGACAUGUGGGGAGCCAUCCCCAUCAAGCCAGACAACCCUGAGGCACACAUUGGAGCGUGCUACCUUAACGCAGAAGGGUACAAUUUCAUGUGCGGUCACGCCACCAUUGGUCUUGCCAGAUAUACCGUCGAUUCUGGCUUGGUCGAAAAGACGUCCCCUGAGACACAGCUGAACAUCCAACUGCCUUGCGGUCUACUGAAAGCUUAUGUGGAAUACAACGAAGAGACGAAAACAACGGGCAGAACAAGAUUCACCAGCGUUCCCGCCUUUUUGUGGGAAAAGGAUGCUGAGAUAGAGGUUCCUGGGUUCGGAAAGGUCAAAGUAGACGUCAGCUUUGGUGGUGUCUUCUAUGUUCUUGUCUCCACCAGCCAGCUUGGAUUGGACAUUGUUAAGUCGCCUCUUAGAGACCUCAAGGAUGCCGGGAUAGCUAUCACCAAGGCAACAAAUGAUGCGAUUUCAGUACAGCACCCAGAGAACCCGGAUAUAAACUGCAUCGUCGGGACUAUUUUAACGGACGGCAAAGAAACACCCGAUACGGACACCACUUACAACUUGCUGGUUUACGGUGAUCAGGGCAUGAUUGCUCGAGCCCCAUGUGGAUCUGGGACGGUGUCUCGAGUCGCCAUGCAAUACCAGAAAGGAUUGACUGAUCUCAAUCAACCAAGGUACUACAAGAGCCGCUGGGGAUCCUCCUUCAUCGCCAAGGCCGUGGAGACAACCAAAGUGGGAGAUAGAGAUGCCGUCCGAAUCGAGGUUUCUGGAAGAGGUCAUUACAUUGGACAAAAUACGUUCUUCUUUGAAGAGAACGACGAGAUGGGCAAAGGUUUCAUGGUUGAUUGAAGUCCACUGAAGUAUUAGGGAUUUUCACAACACUACAUAAACGAUUUCUGGAACGUAGAGAAGCUAUUGCCAAAAGCCCUUCGUGGCAAAGCAGCCCUUGUCGAAAAUCGGUGAAUGCAGUGUCGUCCUGGACUCUGGACAAACGACUUAUUUGCACGUUUUUGUCAGAUCCUUAAUCUUAGAAUGGUCAGCUAUCCUGGUUCACCAAUUAACGGUCAUUUUCAAUAGAUUUUCACUGUUCCAGAAAGCGUCUUCUUAGUGGUUGCAAAAAACUUGCUAUUGCCUAUUUACAUACCCAAACUACCGAAUUAUUUUUUUUUAUGUGCAAUGGUUGUCAAUUUAAUGAAAGUCACGAACAGAUAAUGUCUUGAAAGAUUUAUUUUCUUCCCCCAAAUGUUAACAUUAACGUGAUCUGUGCAGUAGUAAUAUACGUUGUGCUUGGAUGAUCGGGAGGUAUCACUGAUUUGAUUUGAAAUUCGAUUUGUUUCAAAGUAUAGACCUGUCUAGGAUUGAAGUGAAUUAAUCCGGUGUCUUUAAUACAAGAGUUGCAGUCCAAUUUAACUGUGAAGUACCUUUUUUCUGAUAUCCAAUCAACAUGGUUCUUCUUGAUAUAUUCUUAUGUUAAUCCAAUUGAAAAUAUAUAACAAUAAUAAUAAUAGUGGAUAUUUAGAGGCGCUAAAAACAUAUUGCAAUAUAUAUUGCCAUGAAACAUAUUCUGUGUAUUAUUUCCAGAUAUAAAAUGAAUAUGAUGUGCAUGUAAUAUUGAAUUUGAUAUACUACUGAUAUAAUUUAGGUCACUUAUAUCCAAACUAAGAUGUGAAGGUCCUAAAGAUCCCUGAAUCACAUCAUUAUUAAUGAUGGCUUGUAGCGAAAGGAGUUCGCCAUCCGUCGUCCAAACUAUCGUGUUUAUAUCUGUUGCUUAUAAUCAUGCAAAAAAAAUCAACUGGCUUCCUUUAAAAUGGGAAUUGUUUUUCAUUGUAUUGUAUUUUAUUUGUUUUGAUGAUAAAUAUAACCAUCCAUGUUGCAGAACUGUA
Molecule: messenger RNA, 2135 nt
Organism: Lytechinus variegatus (green sea urchin)
Lineage: Eukaryota; Metazoa; Echinodermata; Echinoidea; Temnopleuroida; Toxopneustidae
Product: trans-L-3-hydroxyproline dehydratase-like
Exons: 3
Coding region: 64-1101 (345 amino acids)
Molecular function (GO): hydro-lyase activity
Source: RefSeq, a predicted model, not a curated record